CAGUCCGUCCGUGCGUGUGACGGGAUCGCGCUACCAACGAACUAAUAUUAUUUAGUUUACAUUAAUUUAUAACACAGACACAAUGAGGGAAAUAGUGCACCUGCAAGCCGGACAAUGCGGAAACCAGAUCGGAGCUAAAUUCUGGGAGAUCAUAUCGGAGGAGCACGGCAUCGACCCCACCGGCGUGUACCGCGGCACCAGCGACCUCCAGCUCGAGCGCAUCUCCGUCUAUUACAAUGAGGCCUCUGUUGCGACGGCGGAGAACGGGGGCAAGUACGUCCCCCGCGCCAUCCUGCUCGACCUCGAGCCCGGCACCAUGGACGCCGUGCGCUCCGGCGCGUACGGCCAGCUCUUCAGGCCCGACAACUUCGUGUUCGGCCAGUCCGGCGCCGGCAACAACUGGGCCAAGGGACACUACACCGAGGGCGCGGAACUCGUCGACGCAGUGCUCGAUGUAGUCCGCAAGGAAUGCGAGAACUGCGACUGCCUGCAGGGCUUCCAGCUCACACACUCGCUCGGCGGCGGCACCGGCUCCGGCAUGGGCACGCUGCUCAUCUCCAAGAUCCGCGAGGAGUAUCCCGACAGGAUCAUGAACACAUACUCCGUCGUGCCCUCGCCUAAAGUGUCCGACACAGUCGUGGAACCCUACAACGCAGUGCUCUCUAUUCAUCAACUAGUCGAAAACACAGAUGAAACCUACUGUAUAGACAACGAAGCUCUCUACGACAUUUGCUACAGAACCCUCAAAGUACCAAAUCCCACGUACGGCGACCUCAACCACCUGGUGUCGCUCACCAUGUCGGGCGUGACCACCUGCCUGAGGUUCCCCGGUCAGCUGAAUGCGGAUCUCCGCAAGCUGGCCGUCAACAUGGUGCCGUUCCCCCGUCUCCACUUCUUCAUGCCCGGCUUCGCCCCGCUGACCUCUCGCGGCAGCCAGCAGUACCGCGCGCUGACCGUGCCCGAGCUCACGCAGCAGAUGUUCGACGCCAAGAACAUGAUGGCGGCGUGCGACCCGCGCCACGGCCGCUACCUCACCGUGGCCGCCAUCUUCCGUGGACGCAUGUCCAUGAAGGAGGUCGACGAGCAGAUGCUCUCUAUUCAGAACAAGAACAGCAGCUUCUUCGUAGAAUGGAUCCCCAACAACGUGAAGACUGCCGUGUGCGACAUUCCCCCUAAGGGCUUGAAGAUGUCCUCUACAUUUAUCGGUAACACGACAGCCAUCCAGGAGCUGUUCAAGAGAAUAUCAGAGCAGUUCACCGCUAUGUUCAGGCGCAAGGCCUUCUUACAUUGGUACACCGGCGAGGGCAUGGACGAGAUGGAGUUCAAUGAAGCGGAGAGUAACGUAAAUGACCUGGUGUCGGAGUACCAGCAGUACCAGGAGGCCACCGCCGAAGACGACACGGAGUUCGACCAGGAGGACAUGGAGGAGCUGCAGCAGGACGAGCACCACGACUAGACGCGCCGGUGCGAGGCUACCACCACACAGAAACCGAGCGAUAUUUUUGCAAUUUGGAUUAAGUAAAAGCUAUUUUAUUUUCUGUGUCGUGGUAGGAGCUGUAAGAUGUUUACGUAAGGGCCCAAUCCUAUCCCCUCUGGACCAAUUUUGUACCACUUUUUAUAUAUUUCCAAAACGUAGUAGAGGCUAAGUCGCGUGCAUUUAUUACCAAAGCGUCCGCUGGACCGACGAACUCCCGAACUCUUGACCGACACCGGCGCGUCAAACCAGAUUGACGCGUCGAGUGCGCAAUGAAUUUUAUUAUAAUUGAAUAGUAUUAUCGAAGUCUGUUUUAAUUGAAUACUAAUUAGAAUAAGUGAAAACUUUAUAAGAAACGUACCAACUUGUGCAUUUCUUAGCUUAAGUUAUUGUCUUGUAUGCUUUUUAUUAUAUUAAUUUAUAAUAAAUGUUUUAAAUUUUA
Messenger RNA from Trichoplusia ni (cabbage looper), 1916 nucleotides. Its product is annotated as tubulin beta chain-like. The transcript is spliced from 3 exons. Lineage: Eukaryota; Metazoa; Arthropoda; Insecta; Lepidoptera; Noctuidae. Bases 83 to 1456 code for a protein of 457 amino acids. Gene Ontology annotation, molecular function: structural constituent of cytoskeleton; GTP binding; GTPase activity. Gene Ontology annotation, cellular component: microtubule; cytoplasm. Gene Ontology annotation, biological process: mitotic cell cycle; microtubule cytoskeleton organization. The record is from RefSeq and is a predicted model, not a curated record.